GCAGCUUUGUUGUCUACAGCUAAAACUUGAAGGCAGCUUUUCGUAUAUGGCAGCAACCAAGAGUGGGUUUAGUGGCGUAUGCGGAGAACGGGGAAAAAUUAUCAGCUCAGGAUGUCAUCUGAGGAAGAAGACCAGCCAGAGACCCCCAUUGGCUCCCCUUGGUCUUGGAUUCCAUUGAUGAAAGAUCCCGGUUGGAUUCGAAAUGUCUGGACUCGCAAUCUAAAUGUCCAAACCAUGAAUUACGUUGGACAGUUAGCAGGGCAAGUAUUUGUAACUGUGAAGGAGCUCUAUAAGGGGCUGAACCCAGCCACAUUGUCGGGAUGUAUAGAUAUAAUUGUUGUACGUCAGCCAGAUGGAAAUCUUCAGUGUUCCCCUUUCCAUGUUCGCUUUGGGAAAAUGGGAGUUCUACGUUCUAGGGAGAAAGUGGUUGACAUAGAAAUUAAUGGAGAGGCUGUAGAUUUGCACAUGAAACUAGGAGACAAUGGGGAGGCCUUUUUUGUGCAGGAGACAGAUAAUGAUCAGGAGGUAAUUCCUUAUCAUCUCUCCACAUCUCCCAUUCUGUCUGAGGGAACUGCUUUAAUGGAAUCUCAGCUGAAGAGGAAUUCCAUAGACAGGAUAAGAAACCUGGACACCAGUGCAUCCUCACAAUUACCAACCCAAGCCCAUGGAUCCCAGCCUUCUACUGAAACACCUCCAGUCUCUAGCUCUGUGAAAAAAAGGAGAAAGAAGAGGAGGAAGUCUACCCAUAAAAUAGACAACUUAAAAAGAGAAGACACACAUGGAGACACAUCAGAAGAUGAAGACAUGUUUCCUAUAGAGAUUAGCUCAGAGGAAGAAAAAGAACCAUUGGACAAUUCAAGGAUCCCUGUUCCAGAUGUGUUUGUUGAUGAUGUUUCUGACAUAAAGGCUCCUGCAGUUUCUGUACUUUCUCAGUCUGCACCUUACCCUCGUUCAGAUGGAGAAUGGUCACCUCUUCAAAGUAAGCCUAUAGAUUGUGCAGGGCAAACCUCUCUCCUCACUGUUCCAGCAGAUGGAGGCCUAUCUAACUCUUGUCCUCAACAAUCUUCCCACUUUUCUCUUCCAGACAGCCAAUCAGAUUCACGCCCUCCUACUCCUCAAAGUGACUCGGAAUUAGUUAGUAAACCUAUGGACAGAAGUGGACUGAAGGAUAAUCCCCACAUGCACUGGGCAUGGGGAGAGCUACCCCAGGCUGCAAAGGCCAGUUCUUUGCUCAAAGCAAAGGAACCCAGCGUGGUGGACGUAAAUCCUUCUGAAAGCACUCACUUUCGGGUCAUCCAGAGCUCUCCUUUAGAGGAGCUUAAUACAGUAUCUCCUUCGCCUGCCCUUGGACAAACAGAUGCAGCAACUGCUGAUGAAAGUGAGCCCUUACCAGUUGAGACAAAUAAGCCAGAGACAGAGUCGCCAGGAGCAACUGUACCACCGUUGCCUGCCAAUGAAGAAAUAAAACAAGCUGCAGCUUGCUCAGCCCAACCAACUGGCAAGACAGAUUCCCCUUCGAGAAAGAAAGACAAACGAAGCCGGCAUCUUGGUGCUGAUGGUGUCUAUUUAGAUGACCUCACUGAUAUGGAUCCAGAAGUUGCUGCACUGUAUUUCCCCAAGAAUGGGGAUAAUGUCCAAAGUAAGAGCACGAAUGACACGGGGCCGCGGUCGGCCAGCCACUCUCCACAGUCUGUUGGGAGCUCAGGUGUUGACAGUGGAGCUGAAAGCACCUCGGAUGGAAUUCGGGAUUUGCCCUCCAUUGCCAUUUCUCUCUGUGGAGGCCUUACUGACAACAAAGAGAUAACCAAAGAAGAAUUCUUAGAACAUGCAGUCACAUAUCAGCAGUUUGUGGACAAUCCUGCUAUCAUCGAUGACCCUAACCUUGUGGUUAAGAUUGGAAAUAAGUACUAUAACUGGACGACAGCUGGUCCCCUUCUGCUGGCAAUGCAGGCAUUCCAGAAACCUUUGCCAAAGUAUUCAUGCUUAAGUUACUUCAGAGCAGCUCUGGAUACCAUUAGAUUUUGCUUUAGUAGAAUGUAUGGUCCACAGACAGCAACUGUGGAAUCUAUAAUGAGGGACAAGAUGCCCAAAAAAGGUGGAAGGUGGUGGUUUUCAUGGCGAGGGAGGAACAGCACUAUUAAAGAGGAAACAAAGCAAGAGCAAGGUGUGAGUGAGAGUGGACUUAUAGAAGACUCUUCCCAGAUGAGCAGGGCAAACAGAAUAAAAGAUGAAUCUUCUUCAAGCGAUGAAGACCCUAGAGCUGCCAAACAAAACCUUGGGUCAUUACAAACCAACUCCAGUCAUCUCUCAUUAUUAUCUGGAGUCAGUUACAAAAAAUCACUUCGGCUCACUUCUGACCAGCUUAAAAGCUUAAAGCUCAAGAAUGGCCCCAACGAUGUGACCUUUAGUGUUACAACACAGUAUCAAGGCACUUGCCGCUGCGAAGGCACCAUUUACCUAUGGAAUUGGGAUGAUAAAGUUGUUAUUUCUGACAUUGAUGGAACCAUCACACGGUCAGAUACUUUAGGUCAUAUUUUACCAACUCUUGGCAAAGACUGGACACACCAAGGGAUUGCAAAGUUGUACCAUAAAGUGAGCCAAAAUGGAUAUAAGUUUUUGUACUGCUCAGCACGUGCUAUUGGAAUGGCAGGCAUGACCAGAGGAUACUUGCACUGGGUCAAUGAACGAGGAACUGUGCUGCCUCAGGGACCAGUGUUGCUGAGUCCAAGCAGCCUGUUCUCAGCUCUUCACAGGGAGGUCAUAGAAAAGAAGCCAGAAAAAUUUAAAGUUCAGUGUUUGACAGACAUCAAAAAUUUGUUUUAUCCUAACACAGAACCCUUUUAUGCUGCUUUUGGAAACAGACCUGCUGAUGUUUAUUCAUACAAGCAGGUGGGGGUUUCUUUAAACAGGAUAUUUACAGUUAACCCCAAAGGAGAACUUAUACAGGAGCAUGCAAAGACAAACAUCUCAUCCUAUGUCAGACUCUUUGAAGUGGUAGAUCACAUUUUCCCUUUGCUAAAAAGAAGCCAUUCUUCAGACUUUCCUUGUUCUGACACCUACAGUCAGUUCACCUACUGGAGAGAACCUCUGCCGCCGUUUGAAACUCAGGAUGUACAUCCAACCUCGUCUUAACUGCAUCUCCAAGCCGUUGGCCUCUGCUCAAAGAAUGAGUUGGCUUGUAUUGACAGGACAGCAGGUGGCUUUUGCUGUUGACAGUUCACCUGGAAUCUGUGAUGAUGUGAGCACUGUAUUCUUUUGCUGUGAGCACACUUAGAAAUGCUUUUUCAUAUUUAGUCACGUUUCCAGACAAGAGGAGUCUUGCUGGGAAUAGGAGUUGCAUUUCUAGGUCUUCACCUGGCUCCUCAAAUUGUGCCGUGCACUUUCAUUGCGUAAGGUCAAAUAAAAGUGAACUGAUGUUGGAGUUGCAGUUAAACGUGCCAUAAGGUUGUAAGGUGGUUCCAUGUCUGUUCUGCAUCACUGAAGCCAUCUUUCAUCUCGUCAGAACCGCUUGCCAGUAAGGGAGCUGAAGGUGCUCACCGUUCCUGACAUCGUCUGGUGACACGGACAGGGAUUGCAAUCCAUACAUCAAAAUUUUUCUUUCUGAAGGAGCAAAUGAUUCUUCCCGUUUCCCCUUGCUUGACCAACAAUUGUUUGUUUAAGAGUUAAUUACUGGUCUAGAUCCUCACUGAUAUACAUCACUAUAGCUGUCAAAGCCGUUUGAGCCGUGUUGAUUUAUUCCAGCCUGUUUUGACAUGGGAUAUUUCUGAGGAAAUAAAUUAUGUGUAGUCUAAAUAGAAGGUAAAUGAAAUAGGAUGGCCAGAUUCUUCCAGUCUUUUUCAAUUUGAGAAGUAUCAUGCUUCAAGAGUAGCUAUUUGGAUCAAGGUAAGUGGGCAAGUGGAAGAUACAGGCUAUACUAUGCGUGAUGCUCACAUUAUUGAAGUGGGUGAUUUUCAGUAAAGGCAUUUUACCCACACAAUGUGCUGAGGUUCAAGAUUGUUACUGAGCCAAGAACACUGAGGAUUUUGUCAAAAUGGAAUAGUUUUAUUUGAAACAUUACUUUUACUAAAAUGUGAAUUUUGAUGCCGGUGAACGAUGCAUCUCAGGUUUUUACUGUAUGGAUUUUUUUGCUUUGUCUUGUAGUGUAAAGAAUGGAUACUUAUAGUGCAAUUUACUCUCUUUUAAGGUAAUGAACUCUCCUCUUUCAUGUUUUUUUUCCUUAUUUAUCCGGACACAAGCUGUAGUUACUUUUUUUUGCUACCUACUUUUGACAGCCUUAAGACUUAAAUAUGCAUGCUAAAAGCAAUACUGCAGAUCAGUUGAUGAUGUUUUCCAAAUGGUCUGCCUUUACACAAUGUGGUAGUUCAAAUGUGGACUUCAAGUGCCCACAUGCCAAAUGAUUCUCAAAUGUGCUUGUAGUUAGGAAAGUAACUUUUUUUUUUACUUCUAAAAUAUAGUGAAAAGUCUAAUUGUUCUGAAACACUGAAAAUGGCAGCAUGGGAUUCUAUGUAUAUUGUAUUUCAGUAUGGCUGAACCCAUGGUUCACAAGCUGUGAUCUCUGCCAGCUUGUGAUCUCUGAGGCUGUGGUACGUUUUGCAGCUGCUUUGUAGUUUUUUCAGUUAAGAGUUUAAUAACAGGAAGGCAGAGUGGUCCAGGAGAAAUUUUAAGAUAUGAUUAUGGUUGUUAUCACCCAGAAGUUUGGGAAUGGCUGCUCUGUAUCACAUUUCUUCUGUUACAACAGAUUCUGAUUUUGCAUGUCAAGAGUGAUGGCAACGUAGAUGGGAUGGUAACUCUGUUUGAGGGGUUUUCUAAUUUUUAGUACUGCAGACUUUAUCUGGGAUGUCAGUGGGCCAAUUUAUGAUUUUUCUCUGUGCCUUCAGUAGUAACGAAUAUAAGCGCAAUCCUUUACACAGCUGCAGUGUGCAGUGGUGAGCACUCCCUAGGUCUUCCUUUCACAUGAACGCUUCUGCUUCAGGCAAGAUGCAUGUCCACUUUGGAGAUACCAGGAUUAGACACAAUGAGGAACAAAUGCAGAUUGAUUGUUCUCUCUUGGAAGUUUGAAGAAAAUGCAAAUACCUUUUUACUUAAAGAUGGAAGAAAUGUGUGGUGGAUUUUCUGAAAGACAGUCAGUGGGGAUUGCAGGUUGCCAAACUGAGAUAGUUGCGUCUCUAAAUAUAGCCACACGUUCCUUUAAUCAUCUAAUAAUAUUUAUAAUUAAUGAUUGAAUAAAUGGAUAAAUGUCCUAGCUGCAUCCUAUUGAAAUUCAGUUUUGGUAAAGGCCUAUUUCAAUCCAUUUAUUAUGUAAAAUAAACCUAACUAACCCUUCUCUUCAAUUAGAGGCUGUCAGUUUUGUUGCAUUUAUCCUUAACAAUAGUAAAGAUCUAUUUUCCUAAGAUAUUACACAAGCAACUCCCAACAGAAAAUAUGCUCCCUGAAAAUUCUCCACAAUUAAACGAUGUGAUGUGUUUAUUUAUAAAUUAAUAAAUAGGUAAUCCAAGGUUGUUUGUCGCCAUUUGUAUUUCAACCCAAAUAAUAGUGUGACUAAGGGUCUGUUUUAAUUCUGUCAGACUGUAGCCGUGGUGAAGUUCUGGUACAGGUAACCCUGAGAUGCUGCAGAAUCUGUCCCAGAGCUUUUCAAGACUUGGUUAAACAGGGUUAUGGCUGACUUGAUCCAGUGCUGGCAAUCAUCUGCUUCAAGGAUGAAGUUGGACUGCAUGACCUCCAGGGGUCUCUUCUGACCAACAUUUCUGCGAUUCUGUGACAUUAAACGCCUUACCACUGACAUGCUUGUACCCCUGUGUAUCUGAAAGUUGAGAUAUAGCUGAACAGUGUCAGGAAUGUGUGUUUGUAAAAUGUUUAUCAAAUUUGCUCACAAAAAAGACACACAUGAAAAUCAAGGGUUUGACCUGCUAGAAACAUCACCAUACUUUUCCAGAAAGUAUAAGACAUUUUGAUUUGGUAGCUGAUUAAUUUUAGCAUAAUAUUUAAACUGCUUUGUUAAUUCAUAUAGAAGAAAAAGGGAUCGUUUAACGAAUUCCUACUCUUUCUGUGAAAGAAAAAAUACCAACCUUGUUUGCAGUGUAAUGCUGGGUUUUGUUACAGAAAGAAUAUGCUAACAUAAGUAUGCAGAGACAUUAAAUCACACUAUAUUCAGUUCAUACAAUACACAGAAACUAGUAUAUGCAGCAGUUUAUUUUCUUCAAGCGGAUGGCCACACCACUCCAACUGGGUCAUGAGAGGAAAAGAAUACCAUACUUGUGGCAUUAGUUACGUUGAAGAUAAAAUGUUACUGCUGUAAUUUGGGGAGGGAGGAGAAAGAGGGUAUUGGGUAUUUUUAUUUAUAGAUAUGGAUUAUUAUUAUUAUUUCAAAACCUAUUUAUAUACAGUAUUUACUCUGUAUAUGUAUGUGCUACUGCAAUGAUGAAAAUAAUUUUAACACUUCAUUUUGAUCUGAAUGCAACAAGGGUAGAAAUAUAUAUUGUAAUAAAGGCAAAUAUAAAUUUUU
Messenger RNA from Corapipo altera (White-ruffed manakin), 6502 nucleotides. It is a transcript of the gene LPIN1, whose product is annotated as lipin 1. Gene Ontology annotation, molecular function: transcription coactivator activity; phosphatidate phosphatase activity. Gene Ontology annotation, cellular component: mitochondrial outer membrane; nucleus. The transcript is spliced from 23 exons. The record is from RefSeq and is a predicted model, not a curated record. Lineage: Eukaryota; Metazoa; Chordata; Aves; Passeriformes; Pipridae. Bases 79 to 3132 code for a protein of 1017 amino acids. Gene Ontology annotation, biological process: triglyceride biosynthetic process; fatty acid catabolic process; positive regulation of transcription by RNA polymerase II.